Molecule: messenger RNA, 306 nt
Organism: Dovyalis caffra
Lineage: Eukaryota; Viridiplantae; Streptophyta; Magnoliopsida; Malpighiales; Salicaceae
Source: the annotation of a GenBank genome assembly
AUGGCUAUCCAUUUAGCAAGGCCACACAACGUGGACUUGGCUGCAGUUUUGUACAUCAUAGAAGGCCUUAAUUGCUCCGAAGGACAGAGGGAGUUUGUGACGGAACACCAACUUCUGAAAGCCCAUCAGCAACCACUAAUGGAGGUUGACCCAAAGUUAAAUAAGUGGCCACGUCCAGCUCAACAAGUUGUUGCUAGAUGGGGAGGGACCAUGCAUGCGGAGGAGCCAAGAUUCUGCAAUCUUGGGACCACGACACGCCAGAUUCGAAGGACUUCGGAUUAUGCAAUAUACGGUAGUAAUGCAUAA